Lotus japonicus is the source of this 1410-nucleotide messenger RNA. RefSeq lists its product as uncharacterized. The record is from RefSeq and is a predicted model, not a curated record. Bases 1 to 1410 code for a protein of 469 amino acids. NCBI's taxonomy places the organism in Eukaryota, Viridiplantae, Streptophyta, Magnoliopsida, Fabales, Fabaceae. The transcript is spliced from 4 exons.
AUGUCAAUCGCUCUCAACUUUUCUUGUUCAGUUCCUGUUCUUUUCACCAUGUCUCAAACCUUAGGAAAGAUUGAUUCUACAGAUGCCAAGCAUGUCACUAACAAGUAUGGUGUCAGAUAUGAACCCUUUCAUGAUGCUGCUGCAAGCAUCGAUGAGGAAGACAAUCCAGUGGGUUCCGAUUGUGAUUUUGUGCCCAAUGUCGAGGCAUCUGCCUCUCAAGAAAACCCUGUUCCUCAAGAAAUCCACAUUCCUGAAAACCCUGGGGAGGAUUUGAUCGCUGAAGAGACCAUUCCCACUAAAUCUGCUACUACUCCUUCUUCAUCAAAGGAUGGUGAUACAGUGUCUGUCUGCUCUGAAGACACCCAUUCUGAUGAGCCAAGCCAGACUCCCACCCUUGUUCAGAACAUCUCUGAUGAUGAUGAUUCUGAUGAAGUUCUCUUAACUGAGGCUUUCCUUGAGAGUGUUUCUGCCAAGAUGAAGAGAAAAAGAAGGGCUCCUGUUUCUGAAGCCCCUUCUAUGCCUCAGAAGAAGACCAAGCCCACUCCUACUACUUAUAAGUCCAAGCAAGUGGAUGUGAAAGGAAAAGGUUGUGAAAACCAAGGGAGAGAAAAAGAAGAAGAUGUCCCAGACAUCGUGGCUGCUGAGAAGAAAAAGUUUGCAGGAAGGCGCAUCAAGAAUGUUCUUGCUGCCCCACUUGACAAUGUGUUUUUCCACUUUGAAGAAAAUGUUCUGAAGUGGAAGUAUGUUUAUCAAAGAAGACUUGCUAGGGAAAGGGAAGUUGGAUCUGAUGUGCUUGAGUGCAAGGAGGUGAUGACACUCAUUGAGAAGGCUAGGCUUAUGAAGUCUGUUCUACAAGUAGAUAGAUGUUUUGAAAGGCUUGUGAAGGAAUUUGUAGUGAAUCUUUCUGUGGAAGUGGAACUUCCUAAGAGUGAUGAGUACAGAAAGGUGUAUGUCAGGGACAAAUAUGUGAAGUUUUCUCCUGCAGUGAUCAAUGGAGCACUUGGAAGAAGUGAUGUUGUAGUUGUUGCUGAAGAACAAUCCUUGGAUGUGAUUACCAAGGAACUUACUGCUAGGAAAGUUCAGAAAUGGCCAAAGAACAAGUUUCUGUCUACUGAGAAUCUUAGUGUGAAUAUGCAAUCCUUAAUAAUAUUGACCUUGAAGCCUGCAGAAACUUGUGCUGUGAAACUGCCCAUUUCUUUUCCAUCUCUCAUCACAGAGAUCAUUCUGCAACAGCAUCCCAAGAUAGUCAGGGAUGAUGGAGUGGCUAUUUCCAAGGGUGCUCCUAUUACCUUGAAUCAUCGUUUGUUUUUUGGGCCUCAUGUCCUAGACAUUACUGUGCCAUCCAGCAGGACAUCUGCUUCUACUCUAGUGGCUAAGUCUGGAAGGAAGGCUAUUAUUGAUGAAUUGUAG